This is a messenger RNA of Cladophialophora yegresii CBS 114405, 849 nucleotides long. RefSeq lists its product as uncharacterized. Bases 1 to 849 code for a protein of 282 amino acids. The record is from RefSeq and is a predicted model, not a curated record. The transcript has a single exon. NCBI's taxonomy places the organism in Eukaryota, Fungi, Ascomycota, Eurotiomycetes, Chaetothyriales, Herpotrichiellaceae.
AUGGCCGACACAUUUGUCGACCCGACCACCACGUCAGAGCAAUCACCAUGGUCAAUCCUGAACAAGCUCCCCACCAAGCGGAUCGACGCUGCCAUCACGCGCGCCUCCCAGGCCGGCGUUCCGCAACAAGCAGGUCAAACAGGCGGGUACGCCCCUCGGUACCUUCAUCUCUCCCACAUCCCGCUCUUCCCACUCUACUCGGCAGGCCAGCACGAGCUGCUGGCCAAAGAGCAGAAGCGCAAGGAGAGCAUCAUCAAGAACAUGGACGCCGCGGACCCGGACAAGAACCUCACUGGCGGGCAGAAGGCGUUCCUGGGCGUGUUGGGCCACGUCACGGGCGGGGGCAGCAUCGUGAGCGCCAAGCGGUGGGAACGCCGACUCGAGGGCGCCAGCGUCUGGACCUCCAACAACCUAAUGCAGCAGAACAAGCUGGUCGUGUUCACGAGGUGGGCUGUGCCCUCGCCGCCGGGUCACCAGGGAACCGUGCCUUGGUUCGUCGACGUGGUCGAGCACCGAUUCCUCGACACCGCCGGGGGGGACCACAGCAGCACGUUCAAGAAGAUGGGCGGCAACGUCGUCAUGUUGAAGGUCGGCAUUGGCGGCGGCAUAGCGCACGCCAAGAAAGUCACGCUGCGGUUGCUCAAGACGGAGGCCAAGGGACUGAAGACGCAGAAGACGUGGACGAAGCGCAUCAACUUUCAGCCGUGCGAGGCCAUCACGUUCGUGGGCGACAGCGAGAUUCUGGCCAUGGAGAUCGUGGCGCGCGUCCAGAGGGCGUGCAGUUCCGUCGAGGCCAUGGAGGUCCAGAAGCGGUUCGACAAGGAGUGGAUGGUGCCGCUUGUGCAGUGA